Molecule: messenger RNA, 3135 nt
Organism: Lodderomyces parapsilosis
Lineage: Eukaryota; Fungi; Ascomycota; Pichiomycetes; Serinales; Debaryomycetaceae
Gene: MED15
Product: Med15p
Exons: 1
Coding region: 1-3135 (1044 amino acids)
Biological process (GO): regulation of transcription by RNA polymerase II
Cellular component (GO): mediator complex
Molecular function (GO): transcription coregulator activity
Source: RefSeq, a predicted model, not a curated record
AUGAAUAUCAACAAUGGUGUCCCAAAUGGUAACAACAUGGCCGGAGUUCCUUCAUGGCAUGGCAUGUAUACAGGCGAAGAGAGACAGAGAGUUGUUCAGAUUAUAAUGGAUACUUUGUCUGACCUUCAUGGCACAAACCCAAACUUUGAUUUUCAAAAGUUGACAAAAAUGGCGCAAGAUUUUGAGAGAAUAGUUUAUGAGAAAUCUCCAUCACGAGAUGAUUAUUUGAAAGCGAUUAAGCUGAAGGUAAGUCAGUUGAGAUUGCAGAAACAACAAGUGAACGGUGGCCAAUCAGUUUCACCAAACAACCAGGUGAACCAACAGCAGCAGCAGAUUUCUCAACAAAUGGCACGCAAUGCACUGAAUACGAAUCCAAAUAUGGGCCCCGCAAAUCCACAGAACUUGCAAUUUUUACAACAACAAGCUCAAGCUCGUAAUCAAUCGCAAGCUCAAAUUCAGGCACGACAACAACAGCUUCGACAAAUGGUCAAUAGUCAGCAGGGUCAAGGAAUGCAAUCAUCUCGACCAUUGGGGGCGGUACAACCAAACCCACAACAGCAGACAACUCAACAACAGCUGCAACAGCAACAACAACAACAACAACAAACCAAUUUCACACAGAGACAAGCAUUGAAUGCCAAUGGCCCCACAGGCGCAGAUCAACAGGUUCCUCCUCAACUUCUUCAGCUCAUUCGAAGCUCCCCCAUACCUCCACCUUUACUUACCAAAAUACCCAAUUUACCCAAGGGUGUGACUACUUGGAACCAAAUUUUUGAUUGCAUCAAAAGAAAAGUCAUUUCUCAAGAUAUUCUUCCCUUGGUGAGGGAUAUCCAUUCUACUCAUAUGCAAUUGGUUAUGCGUCAACAACAACAAAAGAUGAAUGUUCGUAAUGAGGGUAAUAUAGCUGGUAACAAUACGAAUCAAAUCAAUGAUAACGAAUUAAAAACGAAUCAAGGAAACCCUCCAAUUGGACAGGUAAACUUUAACAACCUUACUCCUCAACAGCGACAACAGUUGUUACAAAGGCAGCGCGAAUCGCAGCAACAACGUCAACUAUCACUGGGAGCAAAUCAACCUGGGCCGGGAUUGAAUCAAGAUUUUGGUCAACAAGGUCUUCCUCAGCAACAAGGGUUAUCCCAACAAGGCCCCCCUCGACCUGUACCUCAGCAGCCUGUUCCCGCUCAAAAAGCGCCAUUCCAACAUCCUCAACUGCAACAGCAGCAGCAGCAUCAACAGCAACCUCAGCAGUCAUUUGAUCAAAGACCACCACAAUUUCAAGUUACUCAACAAGAUUACGCAAAAUAUUCAAACGACGCAUUAACGUUGCUCAACCGUUUACAACAGCAAAAGCAAAUUGCUGGUCAGCUUGAUUCCAACAUGAAGGAGACUUUUAUUCGAAAGUAUAUCCUUCAUCAAAAAAACCAACUCUGGAAACAACAAAUCGCAGCGCAGAGUGGCUCAACGGGACUAGGAAUACAAAAUGCCCAGUCACAAGCUCAGCAACCCAUCCCUCAAAUCGCUCCAAAUGUCCCAAUCCCCAUGCAACUGAAUGGUGGUAAUCUGCAAGGUAAACAAGUGCCAAUCUCCCAACAAGGACUGCCUAUGAUUGGUACGUCAAACACUCCACUGAUGAAGCCUAAUAUGGCCCCACUGAACAAUCUAUCGUCCCCUGUACCGAACCAGAGGGGCCCAGUGAUGAAUGACUCUUCGGCUCCUCCUGGAAGGGCUGGUCCAGCAGCUGCUAACCCCAGUUUGAGCUCCUUACUCCCUCCUCUUACCGAUGAGGCAAAACUUCGUCUCAGACAGUUAAUUGAGGAAGUCUCAAGAAACAACGUAUUGUUGCGAGAUGUGACGACAUUGCUUUCUCCAAAAGACAAGGGUGCAGUAAGAGACUCGAUGAACCGAAUCCAGGAAGAAUAUGGAAAUGUCGAUUCGAUUAUAAGCUAUUUUUACUUAUUCACUAAAAAUAUCGAAGGAACAAAGAGACUCAUUCAAAUGAAGUAUAUGACAAAAAACAUUUUGGAAAACUUGAAGCGAGGAGUUUACUUAGCGGGCCCAGAUUUGCUAGACAAGUUGAGAAAUCAGUAUGCCAAAUAUUUUGAUUAUGUUAAGGAGCAAAUAUCCCAACGCAGACAACAAAUUGUAGGUGGCAGGAAUCCAGGGGUACCUCCGCAACCUCACGCCAUUCAAGGUCAGCAACAACAACCACCCCUACCACCAGGGCAGCAACAACAAUCACAACCACGAGGACCACCACAACCUCAGAUGCAAGCUCAAGGUGUCCAGCCUAUGGUACAGAAUGCUCAAGGAGUGAUUGAACAAAUGUUUGGAAAUUCGAAUGUGCAAAAUUCGCCUCAUUUGUUUGCACCAACUUUCAAUCAAUCCCCGCAACAACUCAACCAGGGUCUUCCUCCUCAGAUACCACAACAGCAGCAGCAGCAGCAGCAGCAAUUUGCAAACCAAGGCAUGCCAAUGGUGGGUGGUUUGGGACCUCAACCAACUCAGCAGCAGAUGCAAAUGAAUCAGACGUGGGGUAAUGCUGGUAACGUACAAAAUAAUAUGCAACAGCAAUUUGCUCCUAAUGGCCAACAACAAGGUGUGCAACAGGUACCUCUACAACAACGCAACUCGGUGCUGCAAACAAAGCCCAAGAAGGCGCCACCAAAGAAAAAGCGUAAUAGUACGGCAGCCGCCGCAGCCACUCCUAAUGCCAUUGCAUCGUCUAUAAAAACACCCCAUAAUGUGGCUACACCACAGAUUCAAAAUUCAUUGCAAUCUCCGCAAAUCAAAAGCACUCCAGCCCCAUCAGCACCAACACCGAAACCCAAUGCCCCGCCUAGUGUACCUGCAACAACCGCACCAUCUACAGGUCCCGCUACUGUUAGUGGGACCACGCCAAAUACACACACCACACCAGAGAUUGACAUUUUUUCAAUGUCAAGCGAUCUGGUUAAGCGAAGGGAGCUUUCCCUCACUGACCCACAACAGUUCUUUGUUGAGUCUUUGAGAAAGCUUCUUGAGUUGGAUGGACAAAGUAAAGAGUCGCGCGUUAAUUCUGCGGCUACACUUUGUGCUAUAAGUACUAGUUUUAGACAAGUUCAAGAAAUUGAUGAAGUAUGUGAAAACGUUUUUUAG